GGCUUCACUGGCUCCACAUGUGAGUACGACGCCCAGGCCUGCGGCAGCCUUCACUGUCGCAAUGGAGGCACCUGCAUCUCCGGCCAGAAGAGCCCCAAGUGUCUGUGCACCCCAUCGUUCACCGGGCCCGAGUGCCAGUAUCCCACCGACAGCCCCUGUAACUCAAACCCCUGCUACAACGGUGGCACGUGCGAGUACACCUCCGAGGCGCCGUACUACAACUGCGUCUGCCCCAAGAACUUCAACGGCCUCCGCUGCCACAUCCUGGAUCACAGCUUCGAGGGAGGGUUCGGCCACGACAUCCCGCCGCCGUCGGAGGUGGAGGUCACCUGCGGGAUCCCGAAGUGCAAGGAGCACAACAAUUUGUGCGACAUGGUCUGCAACAACCACGAGUGCGGCUGGGACAACGGCGAUUGUUCGCUCAACUUCAACGACCCGUGGAAGAACUGCUCGGCCUCGCUGCAGUGCUGGCGGUACUUCAACAACGGGAAGUGCGACUCGCAGUGUGAUAACGCCGGAUGCCUCUACGACGGGUUUGACUGCCAGAAUCUGGAAGGUCAAUGCAAUCCUCUGUAUGACCAGUACUGUAAGGACCACUAUGCCGACGGCCACUGUGACCAGGGCUGCAACAACGCUGAGUGUGAGUGGGACGGCCUGGACUGCGCCAACAACAUGCCGGAGAAGCUAGCGGUGGGCCAGCUGGUCGUGGUGGUCCACAUCACGCCCGAGCAGCUCCUCAGCAACUCCUCUGCCUUCCUACGCGAACUGAGCCGCGUGCUCCGGACCAACGUGGUACUCAGGAGGGACAGCAAGGGCGAGACGAUGGUAUAUCCGUACUACGGGAACGAACACGAGCUGAGGAAGUACAACGUGAAGCGCUCGGUGGACUCGUGGUCGGAGGUUCCUGCCAAAGUGCUGGACGUGGUGAAGAGGAGCCUGUCCGAUGCUGCAGGAGGGAGCGGGAGGAUGAGGAGGGAGCUGGAUCACUUACAGAUUAAAGGUUCAGUCGUGCAUUUGGAGGUGGAUAACCGUCAGUGCUUCCAGCAGUCCACCGAGUGUUUCCAGAGCACCAACGAUGCUGCAGCCUUCCUCGGGGCUCUGGCCUCCAGCGGCAAACUGGACGUUCCCUACACCAUCAAAGCAGUUUUCAGCGAUGUGGACCCAAAGAUUUCAACGAACCUCUACCCGAUCUACCUGGUCCUGGGCGGCGUCGGGAUACUGGCCUUCCUCGGAGUCGGGAUGGUGGCUGCCCGAAAGCGGCGCCAUGAGCACGGGCGCCUCUGGCUCCCCGAGGGCUUCAAGACCACAGAGACCAGCAAGAAGAAGAGACGUGAGCCUGUCGGAGAGGAUUCAGUGGGAUUAAAGCCACUGAAAAACACUUCGGACAUUUCACUCAUGGAUGACGCCCAGACUGAUUGGGGCGAGGACGAGCCUUCGGAUGCAAAACGCUUCAGGCAGUUUGAUGAGCAGGCGAUACUGGAGGUGGACGACCAGACGGACCACCGCCAGUGGACCCAGCAGCACCUGGACGCCGCUGACCUGCGCAUCCCCUCCAUCGCUCCCACACCCCCUCAGGGCGAGAUUGAGAAUGACUGCAUGGACGUCAAUGUCCGGGGACCAGAUGGAUUCACGCCCCUGAUGAUUGCGUCCUGCAGCGGGGGAGGUGUAGAAACCGGCAACAGCGAGGAAGAGGAGGACGCCUCCGCCAACGUGAUCAACGACUUCAUCUACCAAGGUGCUAACCUCCACAAUCAGACGGACCGUACGGGUGAAACCGCUCUUCACCUGGCUGCCCGCUACGCUCGGUCUGACGCCGCGAAGCGCCUGCUGGAGGCCAGCGCUGACGCCAACAUCCAGGACAACAUGGGCAGGACGCCUCUGCACGCUGCUGUGGCAGCUGAUGCCCAGGGGGUUUUCCAGAUUCUGAUAAGGAACCGCGCCACAGACUUGGAUUCCCGCAUGCAUGACGGCACUACGCCCCUGAUCUUGGCUGCCAGGCUGGCAGUGGAGGGGAUGGUGGAGGAGCUCAUCAACUGUCACGCUGACGUCAAUGCAAUCGAUGAUUUCGGUAAAUCAGCUCUACAUUGGGCUGCAGCUGUAAAUAAUGUGGAGGCUGCUAUUGUGCUUCUAAAAAACGGUGCCAACAAGGACAUGCAAAACAACAAGGAGGAAACACCUCUGUUCUUGGCUGCGAGGGAGGGAAGCUACGAGACCGCCAAGGUCUUACUGGACCACUUUGCCAACAGAGAAAUAACUGACCACAUGGACCGGCUGCCCAGAGACAUUGCACAGGAGAGAAUGCAUCACGACAUCGUGCGUCUGAUGGACGAGUACAACCUGGUACGAAGUCCUCCCAUGCAUGUAGGGUCUCUCAGCACAACGUUGUCGCCCCCUCUUUGCUCGCCCAACGGUUACCUGGGCAGCAUGAAGCAGCCACAGGGUCAAGGCCAGGGCAAGAAGUCACGCAAGCCCAGCACCAAGGGCAUCGGCUGCAAGGACGGCAAAGACAUGAAGGUGAAGAAGAAGAUUUCCCAGGAUGGGAAGUCUGGGAACCUCCUGGACAGCUCGUCUGUUCUGUCACCCGUUGACUCGUUGGAGUCUCCUCACGGCUAUGUUUCUGACGUGGCCUCGCCGCCCAUGAUGACCUCACCUUUCCAGCAGUCGCCAUCUGUAUCCCUGAACCAUCUGCAGGGUAUGUCUGACCCACACCACAUGGUGAUGCCAAACAAGCAGGAGCUGGCUCGCAUGCAGUUUGACCCUCUUCCUCCCCGUCUCACCCAUCUGCCUGUGUCUGGCUCCGGUGGCCAGGGCGCCAUGAAUGGCCAGUGUGAUUGGCUGUCCAGGAUGCACGGCAACAUGAGCCAGCCAGGCCAGUUCAACCCUAUGAGGGGAGGUCCUGGCGGUCAGGGAGCUCUGCACCAGGGAGGCCAACAUGGGAUGAUGACCGCCCUCCACAACGGCCACCCCAACACCAGCCUAUCUCAGAUGAUGACCUACCAGGGGAUCCAGGGCACCAGACUGGCUCCGCAGCCCCUCAUUAUGCAGCAGCAGGCUCAACAGAUGCAGCAGAUGCAGAACCUGCAGCAGCUCCAGCAGCAGCAGCAACAGCAGCAGAGCAUCCAGCUGCAGCAUCAAAACUCAAACAGCGCCAACAGCCAGAGCUUCAUCAGUGGUGAGCUGAGUUCUCCGGAGCUCCAGCAGGGCACAGGCAGCUCCAGCAUGCCCAUCCACACCAUCCUGCCACAGGAAACCCAGAUCAUGCCCUCCGCCAUCAACCAGUCAAUGGCCAGCACCCAGUUCCUCACCCCACCCUCCCAACACAGUUAUUCAGGCCCCAUGGACAACACCCCAAACCAUCAGGUCCAGGUGCCUGACCACCCCUUUCUAACGCCCUCCCCCGGCUCCCCCGAUCAGUGGUCCAGUUCAUCACCUCAUUCCAACCUGUCCGACUGGUCAGAGGGCAUCUCGAGUCCACCGACGAGCAUGCAGUCUCAGAUUGGACAUAUACCUGAACAGUUCAAAUAAAGUGCAUGCGUCUUUCUGCCCAGAUGAGCUGCUCUCUAUUUUUUUAUACAAAAAAGGCACUCUGUGAAAAAAUUUAGAAAAAAGGGCAAAGUUGUAAACAAGAUUUAAUAGGACUUUUUUUUAUAUUCUUUCAUACUAACAGCAACACCUGCUUUUUAUCCAUUCUUUUUAUUUAUUAAUGUCUUAUUUUAUUUAUACACAUUGCCUGCUUACAGAAAUUUCGGGGAUCCAUGGUGUUGGGUUUGUACGCAGGAGAGAGACGGUCUUUUAGAGACUCUUUUCUUUUAGAGCUUUUUUUCUGCAGUGAAGUCGCAGCAUACACACUGGGUAUUUAUUUCCUCAAGGACUUUUAGUCUUUGCCUUUUUUUCAUAUGAUUUCUCAGUCUUUGUUUAUAUUGAUAUUUUUUUGUAUAAUCUUGUUUAUAAGGAAAAUUGUGAUUAAGGGGCAUUUUAUAGAGCACAUUUCAUGUUUCAGUGUUAUUUCAACUUGUUGUUAAAUGUGGGAAAUCUUCUAGUCAGCAAGUGAAGAAAGUUAGCGGAGGAUAUGUCCUGUGUUUCAUGCACAAGUCCUUUUCCCCUUUUAAAUACUUUGUGAUUCUUAGUUACACUGUAGAGUUGUGUACAUUUGCUGAAUCGUUGGAACAGCGUUAUGUUAUGCCUCUAGAUUUGAUUGCAUUCAUACGUAGAGAUGUGGUGGAGAUGUGAUAAGGUGUACAGUAUGCAGCCAUCUUGGAGAUUGGCGGUUAAGACAGGCUUGAGUAUCUGCUGGUCCUGUGGUGUUCGAGAAUUGGCCGGUCGGCCACAGUGUAUGUUGUUGUCCAGAGGGAGAAGGAAACUUCAUUUUCCCCCGUUCCCUCCUAUUCGUUUGAGCCUAUGGCUGUGUUCAUCCUUUUGUAAAUAUGUUCCCGUGUAAGCAAGAUUUUGUUUAAGAAAUCUGAUGUCUUAAGCAUGCAAUUUUGAUCGGUCUAGCACCAGUCAACAGCCUCUAAAAUAUCAAACAGAACAGAAUAUAUAUAUUUUGUAUUUUACUGUCCCUUAUGCAUAAAUAAAUUUGAACUAUAUACAAAUAGAUACAAUAUAUUGGUAGACGACAUUUUUCUCAAAAAAAAAGAAAAAACAUAAUAAAUAUUGAGGUUUUAUAAAUUGAUAUUUAUUUACUGUUCUGUAACACAAAAAUCCACUGAGGCAUCCAUCUGUGUAUGUUAUGAAAUGUUUUUGUUACAGUUCAGUAAAAUUGGGAAAAGAUGUCUUCAUGUCCACAUCAGUGAUUUGUAAGAAGCUCUCCAGUAUGAUUUGGAAAUUUUUCUGAUUUAAAAAAAAAACCAUAUGGUUGUAGUGAAAUUGUAAUAUCUGCAAUAUGUUUCCUUCCUCUCAAAGUUAUGAUUUGCAAGAAAUGUAUUUUAUCUUUUCAUUUUCUAUCUGUAAAAAUGUUCCUUGUUAUAAUAAAGGGCACAUGUGUGUCUUAAACGCAAGAUAACUGUCUUUUUUUUUCUUUAAAUUAUGAUACAAGAUCUGUAAAGAGUAAUAUCUUAUGUUUAAUUGUUUCAUCUUUGAAGAAAACUAAGGAUUACUAACACAAUCAUAGAUCCGGUACAAUAGUCACGGUAUUAUCUUCUGUUAUACUUUCUCCUCAAAAUACAGUAGCGCCUCAUUAUGGGCAGACUAUCAUUUUACUGAGUGUGCCUCCAUCUAGUGGUGCAAAUACCCAGCUGCAACAUCUUUACAAAAUGUGGUCUCAACUAUUUUUACCUUUUAUAGGGGGAAAAUAAUGCACCACAUCCAAGUUACUGUUUUCAACGGGUAAAAUCUUUCUAUGAUUAUGUUUGAACACCAUCUGGCCCCAAGUUAGUUGUGCCAUCAU
Paralichthys olivaceus (Japanese flounder) is the source of this 5386-nucleotide messenger RNA. Lineage: Eukaryota; Metazoa; Chordata; Actinopteri; Pleuronectiformes; Paralichthyidae. The record is from RefSeq and is a predicted model, not a curated record.